This is a messenger RNA of Daucus carota subsp. sativus, 1314 nucleotides long. Its product is annotated as 2-oxoglutarate-Fe(II) type oxidoreductase hxnY. The transcript has 11 exons. The record is from RefSeq and is a predicted model, not a curated record. The coding region runs from base 183 to 1109 and encodes 308 amino acids. NCBI's taxonomy places the organism in Eukaryota, Viridiplantae, Streptophyta, Magnoliopsida, Apiales, Apiaceae.
CAAUAUCUUAUGAGACUUCUUGGUCGGAUAUGGUUGAACAAGUGUAACCAGAGGAAGGUUCAUGGUUUAAAGAAUUAAAGUUGAGUGAAUGUGAAAUUUUGCUGCCAAUCUUAGCAGACAAAGUAGAACUCAACUACUCUACUUGCUACUUAGAACAGGAAAGCGUGGUGCGGGAGAGAGAGAUGGGCACGGAGAGUAUGGAAGUGCUGAAACUAGCGGUGAUAGACUUAUCUUCUACUGAUCGCUUAGCCACUGCCAAAUCUAUUCACCAGGCAUGUAUUAACUAUGGUUUCUUUUACCUCAUAAAUCACGGGGUAGAGAAUGAGCUGAUACAAAAAGUGCUUGAAGAAAGCAGGAAUUUUUUUUCUCUUCCCCUUGAAGAGAAGCUGAAAUUGCCUUGGAAGGAGCGCAGAGGUUACACACCACUCUACGCUGAGAAACUUGACACUUCUUUACGUUCCCAAGGUGAUUUAAAAGAGACAUUCUAUAUCGGCACUCUAGAUGAAGACAAACACCAUUUGAAUCAGUGGCCCUCACGUGAGAUAUUACCAUCUUGGAGAUUCACAAUGGAACUAUACUAUGAAAAAGUCCUGGCUGUUGGAAGAAGGUUGCUCUCUCUGAUUGCUUUGGCAUUAGAUCUGGAAGAGGAUUUUUUUCUAAAAGAUGGGCCCCUGGACCCUCUUCUUCGUCUACUACACUAUCCAGCUGAACAGGAGUUUUUGGAUGAAAAGGUUUUAGGUGCAUCAGCUCAUUCUGAUUAUGGUAUGAUCACUCUUCUAGCGAGUGAUAGUGCACCUGGACUUCAGGUAUGCAGAGAAAAAUCUAAGGAACCCCAGGUCUGGGAGGAUGUACAUCACAUGAGCGGGGCCUUUGUAGUUAACAUUGGAGACCUGAUGGAGAGGUGGACUAAUUGCCUGUAUCGAUCAACACUGCAUAGAGUGAUUCGAACAGGACAAGAACGAUACUCUAUGGCUCUAUUUCUUGAUCCAUGCCCGGACAGUAUUGUAGAGUGCCUGAGAAGUUGCUACAGCGAGGCAUCUCCUCCGAGGUUUCCACCAAUUCGGAGCGGGGACUACCUAAACGAGAGGUUUAGGCUCACAUAUAUUUAGUAAGAUCAGCUGUUUUCAUUGUUUGAAAGAACAGAACUGCUGUCUGAACUUGAUCCAAACAGUCUUUGACCUUGUCGGUUGUAUACUUGUGAGUUUCUAAGACAUAUAAAGACUUGAGUUGCAGAAAAAUUGUGUAAUUCAUACUAAUGACAGAUUCCUUACGUUACUUUUGACAAAAGCUUCUAUAAAGCAUAGUUUCAUAAUA